Messenger RNA from Oppia nitens, 1098 nucleotides. Its product is annotated as corrinoid adenosyltransferase MMAB-like. Bases 212 to 1009 code for a protein of 265 amino acids. Gene Ontology annotation, molecular function: corrinoid adenosyltransferase activity. The transcript has 2 exons. The record is from RefSeq and is a predicted model, not a curated record. Lineage: Eukaryota; Metazoa; Arthropoda; Arachnida; Sarcoptiformes; Oppiidae.
UUUUAUCGGUAGUUAUGUUGCAAUUGAUUGACAUUUUUGGUGGAUUUGUCAUCAAAUUAAACACAAUUUUUGAUUAAAUUAAUGAAAAAUUAUUUUAUAUUUAUUUCAUAAUUAACUCUAAAUUUGCGAAAAAAAGUUUGAAAUAAAGUUUUAAAAAUAAAUUGACGACAAAUAUGUUGACUUAAGUUUUGAGUCUAAAAAUAGCUAACAAAUGGAUUUCAUAACAAUUUUAUUGAUCACAAUGUCUGCUAUAAUUUCAUUACACUUUUACCGCAAAUUUCUGCCACAAAAUACACCGAUUAACCACUUCUUGAGGUUACUGACUGUCAAUAAGAAACCUGUGUUCGGUAGACAACUCUUAAGACAAUUGUCGACCAAUGAUGACAGCAAUGACAGUGAAGACAGGGAACGGCGAUCAAGUGUUGGUCGUAUGUAUACCCGAACCGGAGAUAACGGGAGUUCAGGACUGUUUGGAAGUGGUGACCGGCGACCGAAAAAUGACAACAUAUUUGAAGCCUUGGGUGUCGUCGACGAGUUGUCGUCGAGUGUAGGCUUUGCUCGAGAGUUCGUUAAGAAUGAACUCAUCGAUGAAGAACUGGAACGCAUUCAAUGCAUUCUUCAGGAGUUGCAGUCAAAUAUGGCGACACCAAAGACUACAUCCAAUCCAUCACUUAUCGAGAAGACUAAAUGGAACCGCAAUUAUCUCAUCGAUUUGGAGCUUUCCAUUGAUUCUCACACACAAUCUCUACCACAGCUCAAGAACUUUAUUCUUCCAUCUGGAGGAAAAGCCAGUUCAGCACUUCAUAUGUCUCGAGCUAUCUGUCGACGGGCUGAGCGAAAACUAGUGCCACUUCUAGAUGAAGGCCUGGAACUGCCAAUUCUGCAAUACCUCAAUAGAUUAAGUUCUUACUUAUUCACAAUUGCAAGAGUUUGUGCACUAAAUGAUGGCAAACCCGAAACCAUUUACACGAGACAAAAGUCUUCCGACGACUCAUUUGACGAAUCGUAGACACGAUUUAUUGAUUGUCAAUAGCUUUGACCAAACUUUUGUAAUUACUAUUGUUUUCUCAGAGAUUAACUAUUUUUUAUAGCAUUUAU